UCAGGUUUAAAAGUAUUACCGCUAUUAAAUAAUUUACGAAAAGUCGCACAGAGUGUGGGUGAUAUUAUUGUGCAAUUGGACGUAUUCGACGAGCAAAGAGAAUGCGACGAAGCGCAGAGUCUGCAGGGUCCAAAUGGCAUCAACUUGAACUCGCAUCUUGAUGUGUUCUACGCGAUAUUGCGGCAGGUGGCCGACACGCCACAGGAAGUGCCAUUCCUAAGCAUACUACAACAUUUAUUACGUAUCGAUCCCAAGGAGGCAAUUAGUGAUGUGAUCUGGGAUACAACCGAAAAAUUGGUACAUCGUGCCACACUCCUCGAGAGUCAUGAGGACUCCGUAAGGCUGCUGCGUUCGCCGAGUGUACAGAAGUUCUCGUGUCCGCAUUGUCGCGGUGAUGCCACGAGUCCUAGUCGCAAAAAUGCCGCCUCACUUUCUACCUCAGCUUCAUCACAGCUGCAUAAUGGACCGCUAUCACCGAUUUCAUCACCGCCACCACCACCAGCACCACCACUACUACCAUCAUCGUCAUCGACAUCGGUACACAAUAGUAUGGCAGCACCACCGCCACCAGCGCCGCCACCGCCAAUGCCACCACCAAAUAUGAAUGGUCCACUGAGUGUUGGCAUUGGUGCACCGCCACCACCUCCCCCACCCAUGAUGAACGGUAAUUGUCUUAUAGCACCGCCUGCACCACCGCCAGUACCCGGCGCUCCACCACCACCUGCUCCCCAACCGCCUGGCUCGGCGUGCAAUUUACUCAACAGUCACAGCGCUCAUCCCACACGACCCGUCACGCCUGAUAUGAGUAUGAAUGGUCAUAAUAUGAUAUUGCUUCCACAACAAGAUACACCAGCGCCCAAAUCGAAGAUGAAAACAAUCAAUUGGGGUAAAAUACCACCAAAUCGUGUCAUAGGCAAACAGAAUAUAUGGACGAUUGUCGCGAAUAAUCAUCAGGAUACACCAAUGACGGACAUCGACUGGAAUGAAAUGGAGGGUCUCUUCUGUCUGCAGUCAACUAGUGCACAAGGCUCGCCAAAAUUGGGCCGAGAGAGUAGCAGUAGCUCGGGUUACGACACACUCGAUCGCAAGUCCAAAAAAGAAAGCACCGAGAUAUCUCUGUUGGAUGGUAAACGCAGUCUGAAUGUGAACAUCUUUCUCAAGCAAUUCCGAAGCUCCAACGAGGAUAUCAUACAGUUAAUAAGAGAUGGCGAGCACGAUGAUAUUGGCGCUGAAAAGUUACGUGGUUUAUUGAAAAUUCUGCCAGAAGUCGAUGAAUUAGAUAUGCUUAAAACCUUCAAUGGCGAUAAAGCUCGUUUGGGCAAUGCAGAGAAGUUUCUAUUGCAACUCUUGGAAGUGCCCAACUACAAACUGCGUAUCGAAAGCAUGUUGCUGAAGGAGGAGUUUGCUGCAAACAUCAGUUACCUAGAUCCAUGUAUCAACGCUAUGAUUUACGCAGGUGGAGACCUUAUGAACAACGAAAUGCUACAAGAAGUUCUGUAUAUGGUUGUAAUAGCCGGAAACUUCCUCAACUCGGGCGGCUAUGCUGGCAACGCAGCAGGCGUCAAACUCUCCUCACUGCAAAAGCUCACCGACAUACGCGCCAACAAGCCAGGCAUUAAUCUAAUACACUUUGUAGCUAUGCAGGCGGAGAAACGUAAUCCGGAACUGCUAACAUUCCCCGCACAAUUGGGCACUUUGGAGAAUGCCUCGCGCACUACUGCCGAGCAGAUAAAUAAUGAGAUCAAUGCGCUGGAUACGCGCAUACGUAAAAUCAAAAGACAAAUCGAACAGCCGACAACGGAGGAUGAAAUAAAAGAGCAAAUGUGGGAAUUUUUAGAGGGCGCCGAAAGGGAGGUAGCGGUGCUACAGUCCAACAUGAAGGAAGUCGAGACAAUGCGCUUAAAGUUGGCAGAUUUCUUUUGUGAAGAUGCCGCACACUUUAAAUUGGAGGAGUGUUUCAAAGUAUUGCAAUCAUUCUGUGAUAAAUUUAAGCAGGCUGUGAAGGAGAAUGAACGACGACAACAAUUAGAGGAGCAGGCCACAUUGAGGCGUAAACAACGCGAAGAACAACUCGCCAGACGCGCUAGACAACUUAGCCAAUGUGGCACACCAGUCUCUGAUUCGGAAAAUCAAUGUAGCAUUGAGAAAAUGUUUGAAACUUCCGAUGGCAUCUCGCCCAGCAUUACGCCAAAUGGUAGUAUGCGCAAACGUAGACCGAGUCGUGUUUUACCCGAAGAAGAUGAUCUUAUGGAGUUCUUACGAACAUCCGGUCAUGAGCACAUAAGCAGGGAUCGUAAGGCAUACGGCAGUUUGGAUCGUUCGUGGGCACGUCGCGCACGCUCCGGCAGCUCUAGCCGAAAACGGCCCGAACUCUUGAAUGUCGACUUCAGUGAUGAUCGGGAACGCGCCAGUUCGCCUGCGCCUAUAUUGCAUAUGGAUAAGAAAUCACCAACUUCGCCACAAGCUGGCGGCACAACACCUUCACCCACGCAGCAAGCCAGCGAGGAUACAAAACCGAGAAUAUCCCGUGAAUUUCGACUAAAAAUCGAAAACUGGCUGCAAUCCAACGAGAACGAUGAAAAGCAAAACGAAGAAUUCAAACGUAAGCGACGUUUGGUUAACAGUAAUAGGCGAUCGCUUGAAAACGACACAGAUAGCGAACGAAAAUUGGAUACUUUACCUGAGGAGGAGAAAAUCAUACCGACCACGCCUACUACAACGACGAAUUCUACUAAUGCACACACUUUCAAUAAAAAUACUAUCAGCGCUAACAACAACAAUAACAACAGCUAUAAUAAUUGUAAUAACAAUAAUAAUAACAGCAACAUCAGCAGUAACAGCAACAAUGUGAAUAAUUAUAAGCGCGUUUAUCCCGACUGGAAACCGUCCAAUACGCUGGAGCACACCGAUGUUGUUGGCACAAUACAGGCAAUUGCUGAUGUGAAUAAUGCCCGAGACAAGGCGCACUGGCGCAAAGGCAGUCGUACAAAUGAACAACCCGAAAAUGGCAAAGAUGAGUUACAAGAUGCUCAAGCAGCAAAGAAUCAACACAUCACGACAGCUGACGAGCUGCGUGAAUACCGACGACAACGCUCACUGGAGAAUGCAGAAAAACGCGCAUCGGCACUCAAAUCCAUUGAAGAAGAAGAUCGACGAAGAUCGUUCAUAAAGCAACUCGGUGAAAAGGACACAUCCGAUCUUUUACGUAAUUACAUACGUAAACCAUCGACCAAAGAGACAGAUGAGACAAUAGUCCAAACUUCGAGGACAAGUGCGGAUGUUUCCCCGACACCAUUAUCACCGUCUGCAAACAGUACACCAACGAAAUCGAGAAGCGAUACCAAAGUAAAUAAUGAUAAACUAGAUAUGACCGUGACGAGAACCAUGGAUGAUGCGUUUACUCAUCACAACAGAGCACAUAGAGGUCACAAUGAGAAAUAUAGUCGCAAAGAGAUCGAUGCAGACAAUGUAGAAACACCGCCGGUCACGCGUCGCAUCAUCGCCACACCAAAUAAGACUUUAGUCACUAUUAAUGGACUGGAUAAGCCAAAUAGCAGCAGUCAACAUGGAGAACGUACAAACAACCAGGAGUCCAGUGAACACGAUAUACCAGGCUUCUUUGAUCGUUACUCAGCCACAAGACGUACGAGACGUUAUAAGCGACCAACAGAUUAUAGCAGUGGUAAUGAGGAGUUUUUGUCAACAAAAGACACAUGUGAAUCGAACAAUGUGCGGCAGUCGUCCAGUGCUGGCGACAUGGAACGACUGCAUGGUAGCACAACAGAGCCACCGGCUUCGGCUAAAACUCCUGUGGAAAAGCUUGUGUUAAAUGAAUCAACGCAGAGCACGGCAAAACCCAAGCCGCUGGCGGAACGUACAAUUACCAAACUGGAAAAGGUCGGACGUCAUAUCAGCUCAAUCAAUCAAGAAGAUGUACAGGAAGCAAUUCGUAACCUCAAGUCACCCACGAAUACGCCAGAUCGCAUAUGGAGUCCGCCACGUGAUAUAAUCAGCACUCAUAUUACCAGUGCGUCGCCGGCAAGCUCGACACACAACGCCUCAGGCGCCACUACUGUCAUCAAAUUAUCCAGCCACGAGCUCAACGAUGAAGGUUUUGAGGAAACGCAAAGUCUUGUCUCCGACACGCCUUCACAAGGCAAAGAGAGCAACAGCUCAUGUAAUGGCGUGGGCGAGACGCUACCGACGCAUACACGCGCCACCACAAGCCGAAUCACAACACCAAAGUCCAACAGCAUAAAACAAAGUAGCAGUCGGCUAGCUGAUCGCUUGCAAAUUUCAAAGCUACGCAACGUGCUGCCGCAGAAACCACAAGCCGCACAGCAGCAACAAACAACGACAACACGUCGUCCAACUACCACAACACAUAUAGAUCGCAAUCGUUCAUUCCGCACACCAAAUGGACCAACAGUACUUCAAUCAGUGUUUGGCAGUGGCAGUGGCAGUGGCGCUGCAAGACGUGCACAUUCCAUGCGUCGUCCGGGCAACAGUCAACCCGACUCUGUACAAAGUGUCAAUAGCUCACCAAUACACGCGGUGCGUCGCGAUGUGGAGCGCAGUAGCUCACGUAACAGCCUACGUUCGUCGCGUUCGUCCAUCAACAGCGGCGCAUCGACCAACACCGUUCGUCGCAUGCCAAUUGUGGUGAGUAAAACGCCGCUGCAAACAGUCUCCGUCGACUCCUCGCCCAGCAAGCGUCCGCUAACAAUGCAAAACAAUGUCCCGCCACAUAUGCGCGUCACAGUCGGCGCGUCUACGUCGAAUCGCACACCGGUGCCGGCUAGUCGUAGCAGUAGCAGUGGUUCGAGCAUAGGCCAACAUAUAGUUGUAGUGCGUAAAGUGACGAACACGAACGGCGGUGGUGUUGGCGCUGGACAGCGUUCUGUGCACUUGGGCAGCGCAAGUUUUAAGGAGAAUCAAACCAACAGCAGCACGCCUACGCGUACACACAGUACACGCAGUGCUGCUCUAGUCAAAGCGACCAUGUCACAACAGCCUGCGCCGCAGGCGAUACACACACGCGCGAGUAGCAGUACGAGAAGUAGCUCGAGUAAUCGGGCCAUGAGCAGUUUUAUGCGGCCAACGGCGUCAAGUGUCACCAAGCGAACCAAAUAGGUGGGAUAGAGUGUGAAAUGAAGUUGGAUGUUUUCAGUACAUAUACACUUUAGGGGUGUUGUGAAGAAUGUUUUAUGUUAAUAUUUUUAAAAUAAUUUACAAUUUUUUGUUAGUAACCAAAGUUUUCUAAAUUGGUAAAAUAAUGCUUAAAUGUUUUUCAAAACUUCGAAUUGAAUCAUUUAUUUAUGGAUUCGAGGUGUACAAUUGAAAACUGAAAACUAUUCUUACGCCUAAAAUAAAAUAUUAUUUAUUUUAAGAAAUUUUCAAAAGGCCUUGAAAAUUUCGGAAAUCAAUUUUCACUUAACCUUUAACUUUUUUGUACUCAAAGGUCUUUGUAACAGGCCAGAAUUUAAAUGAGAAACAAAAAAGCAUUUUUUUUUAUUCACUUAUGAACCGCCCUAAUCUAUCAUAUCCCUAUUUAAAAAAAAAAAUAAUUAAAAAAAGGAAACACAACUAAACUUUGGUAUUUUUGUAUAUCUCUUUUGACACGGGAUAUUACUGAAAAAGGGUUAACCCAAAUGUGCAUGUGCGCUGAUAAUUAUUUCAAGGCGUACAUUAAUUAAAAAAUACUAUUUUUAUGCCUUAAAAAAAAAUUCGUAACGUUUUCAAGAAAAACUUUCCAAAAUGUUUGUAAUUUUUCGUUUGAAACUCAAACAAAUCAAUGACAAUUUUAUUUUAUUUUAUUUCAUUUUUUCAAAAAUACAUAUUGAAAGUGCAUUUUACGCCAAACUUACGACUUUUUCUAAAUUUUAUGAGCCGAUUUAAAAAAAAAAACUUUAUAAACACACUUUCAAAGUGAAAAAAAAAAAUAAUAAUUUUCAAUACUUUUUUCAUUUUUCUACCUUUUUAAAGUGUUCGUAAAGAACUCUUUGGACCUCCCUACCAAACACCAAUAAAUCUAUCAUAUCCGAACCUAAAAAAAAACACAGUAAAACAAAAAAAUAUAUAUGAAAUACAAAAAAUGCGUUUAUUUUAUAUGUAUGUUUGUAGCUGUUACUGUUACUAAAAAAAAUCAAUAAAAAUCAAAACUUAAGAUACUUGUAUACGUAUGUACAUAUAUAUAUGUACAAACCAACGAACUUCUGAAACAUUCCGUCUUGGGCAUAUUUUCUACACGUCUUUAGAUUACAUAAAAUAUAAAAGAGAUUUAAUAUAGUUAUUUACGUGUGUUUGUAUAUGGUAAAUGGAAAAAGUUCUUCAAGCCGUCCGCAUAAAUCGAAUUUGAAACACAACUUUGAAGCAAACCCCCAUAAUAGAAUGUCAUAUAUGUACAUACAUAUAUGUAUACAUAUAUUUUUUGCGCCAAAAACAAUGAAGAGAAUUUCUGAGCAAAUGCACUACGAAAGAAUAUUUACUACUAGCCACGCUAACUAAGUUUCAAAAGUCUCACAUUGUUGUCGUAAAGACUUUAAAAAUCUCGAAUCAAAACUCUGCAAAGAUUGAAAAAUCAAAAAAAAAAUAGAAUUUUCAAAUUAUUAGCAUAGUUAGUCUCAAGAACAUGAAGUGAAAUCACAAAUAUUUGUUUUUCUUUCUGUCUUUAUAGCAAUAUUUCUAUAAUGAAAAACUAAUGCACUAAAACGUCUAUAAGUUAUUAAUUUAAGCUGUUAAAAAUAACGAAACUAAGCCAUUUUACUUAUUAAUAUAAUUAAGCCAUACUUAGCUGCUAGCUAAUUUGCACAGUAAUUCACUUGUAAACAAUAUAAAGAAAAAUGCAACAUAAAAUAUUUAAAGUUUAUAAUAAUUUUUAAGUAAUAUUUAUUUCACAAAACGCUUUUGGCAAACAACACAUAGUGUGCGAGACUGUGACUGUAAUUGUGUGCCUAUAUGCUCAUGAAUGCAUAUUUGUACAUACAUACAUAUGUAUGAUAUAUAAAUAAAGUGUUUAUGCAACAUGUAUGCGCACAGAUGUGGUGUUUAAAUGGGCAAAAUUAACAACAAUAAAAUAAUAAUAAUAAUGAAAUGCAUAUAAAACAAUAACAAACACAUACAUGU
Molecule: messenger RNA, 7125 nt
Organism: Ceratitis capitata (Mediterranean fruit fly)
Lineage: Eukaryota; Metazoa; Arthropoda; Insecta; Diptera; Tephritidae
Product: formin-J
Exons: 13
Biological process (GO): cellular component organization
Molecular function (GO): actin binding
Source: RefSeq, a predicted model, not a curated record